This is a messenger RNA of Zingiber officinale, 2746 nucleotides long. Its product is annotated as lipase member N-like. The transcript has 10 exons. The record is from RefSeq and is a predicted model, not a curated record. Gene Ontology annotation, biological process: lipid metabolic process. The coding region runs from base 522 to 2444 and encodes 640 amino acids. Lineage: Eukaryota; Viridiplantae; Streptophyta; Magnoliopsida; Zingiberales; Zingiberaceae.
CCGCAGCCGGAAAGCGUCUGCCAGCCCCCGACGACGAAGAGAAACUUGGAAGCGUGGAUUCUAAUUGUCGACAGGCUCCGAUCUAAGCGACCCUGACAAUUGCUCGCUCGCUCGCUCGCGCUAUUCUCCUCCCUUGUUUGGUCCCGUCGAUUGAUUCCCUGGAAUUGCUUCUAGGUUUUUGUUCCCGGAGAAGCGGCAGGGGGGGAUCAUGUUGCGGCGAUUCGUGGAUCAUCUACUCGCUGUCACCAAGGAGACCAGGAUUUUGGGAUGAUGAUUUGCGGUGCUAGGAUGUUAGGAGGCCUCUACUAUUUCCAUGACAACUCUUCUUGCAAUAAACAAGCUCAUGGCUUAAGUGGUCAGUGAAGACAUUCACUUAUGAAUCUCUGAUCAAUAUUGCAAGACUAAUAAAUGGUGUUUCAGCACUACUAUUGUCCUUACUGCCAGGGAAGACCAACAUUCUAGAGGGGAUCCAUGAUUGGGAGCUCAGACCCACUUUACGUGGACCUCGCCUUCCUAGAUGGAUGGAGAACGGUGUUUCUUCAUUCAACAUGCUUGUUCAUGAGUUGUCUUUAGAUCCUGAAACUUCCUUAGAUUCUUAUUCUGUAACUGGUGAAGAAGAUUAUGAUGAGAACAUCUGUCCUACAUCUCCAAUGUCUCAGGCUUCAAGAUUGUCGAAUAGCAGCACAGUUAAUAGAUAUGAUCGGCGUUUAAUACGUCUGAUCAAAAUUUUUCUAGCCUGGACGCUUUGGCCAGUAGCCAUUUUUCUGUGGUUCUUCAAAUGCUUUAGGAGAGGUGGAGCAGCAGGCAACAUAAGUGUUAAUCAAUUUGCAAGCCCUCGCCUGACAAGAAGAUUUCUUCAAACAAAGGAUCAUGUUCUUCAACGCACCACUGAUAGGAGGCGAGGGGUAAUUGAGGAUCUCCAUCUAGCAAUAGAAAUAUUCAUUGAAUCAGCCUUUGGAAUUGCCCAUAAGGCUGCACACUUGCUCCUCUCCCCUUCAGAAGUUUGUAGGAAAGUUGUUGCGUUGAUCUCUUCUAAUGGAGGUGCUGCGAUUGAUAAUCAUGACAGUAACAUAGACAUGGUUUUUCCAACAGCUACUAUUGGUGAUACUGAUCCAACACCAACUGAAAGGAGACGCACACUUCAUUACUCUCUUAACACUGAUGCUCGGACAUGCCAAGAUGUCAUAACUGAACUUGGGUAUCCAUAUGAAGUUGUUCGUGUGGUUACUUCUGAUGGAUAUGUGCUGCUUUUAGAGAGAAUUCCAAGGCGUGACUCUGGAAAGGUUGUUUAUUUACAACAUGGAAUAUUUGACACCUCAAUGGGGUGGGUAUCCAAUGGAGUUGUUGGUUCUCCUGCAUUUGCUGCAUUUGAUCAAGGUUAUGAUGUUUUUCUUGGGAAUUUACGAGGAUUAGUUUCAAGAGAGCAUGUUGAUACUAAUAUCUCCUCACGCAAGUACUGGAGGUACUCGAUCAAUGAGCAUGCAACAAAAGACAUACCUGCUAUGAUAGAAAAGAUACAUGAGAUAAAAACUGCUGAAUUAAAUGAACUUUCUAAACCUGAUUCAGAUGAAGUAGUACGUGAUCAGCCUUACAAACUGUGUGCAAUUUCCCACAGCCUGGGAGGAGCAGUUAUGUUAAUGUAUGUCAUAACAUCUAGAAUCAAUUUAAUGCCUCACAGGUUAUCAAGAUUGAUCUUGUUGUCACCUGCUGGCUUUCAUGAUGACUCUACUAUAGUAUUUACACUUAUAGAGAAAGUUAUGCUGCUUCUUGGGCCUGUGAUUGCCGCCAUUGUUCCUGGACUCUACAUACCGACUCGAUUCUUCCGAAUGCUUAUCAACAAGCUGGCCAGAGAUUUCCAGAACUAUCCUGCUGUAGGAGGCCUUGUUCAGACUCUUAUAAGCUACGUUGCUGGUGGUGAUAGCUCAAAUUGGAUUGGAGUGCUUGGCCUACCUCAUUAUAAUAUGUAUGACAUGCCUGGGGUGUCACUUUAUGUUGCACUUCACCUCGCUCAGAUUAAACACUCGAAGAAAUUUAUAAUGUUUGAUCAUGGAAGUGCAGCUGCGAAUAUGAAAGCAUAUGGAACACCAGAGCCUCUGGAUCUGGGACAACAUUACAAUCUCAUUGGCAUUCCUGUCGAUCUAGUUGCAGGGCGAAAAGACAAGGUUAUUCGACCUUCGAUGGUGAAAAGGCACUAUGCACUUAUGCGUAAGGCAGAUGUUGAUGUGUCUUACAAGGUGUUUGAGUAUGCUCAUUUGGAUUUCACAUUCUCACACAGGGAGGAGCUUUUAGCGUAUGUCAUAUCUCGCCUUCUACUGGUGGAUCCACCACAAAAGCAGCACAGAACUAAAACUACUUUAAGACAUAGAAAACCUAGUGGAAGCCAGAGAAAAACUGAAGGUAGUGGCACAGAGCAUAGAGCAGAAGAAAUUGUACCUGAAAAUUAAGGUGAUAUUUUUGUUCUUUUUUUUUUUUUUGUAUUGUGAUUCCUAUAUUCCUGUUGUUGUCUAUGAGAGUUCGUACAUCCAAGGUUUCAGCCCCUAGUCAUCCCAGUCAUUGCAGUACCGACAUCUGUAACUAACCAGAACGUGUUUCUGCAAUGUGUGUGUUGAACUUGUUGGUCGCAAAGUUAAAUUUCUUGUUAUCAAAUGUUGAUACUCCAUGUACUAGUAGUAUCCAUCUUCAUUUGAGAUCAAGCUAAUCUCUAUUGAUCUGCUUGAAGUAAUUGUUCUUAAGAGAUUUACCUUAA